AAGAAAGAGGGCACUAGUGUACAGCCCAGAUCGCAUCCUUGCACCGUCUGGAUUAGAGCUGAGGCGUCUGCAAGCCGAGCGUGGCCACGGUCCUCUGGCCCCGGGACCAUAGCGCUGUCUACCCCGACUCAGGUACUCAGCAGCAUCUAGCUCACCGCUGCCUACACGACUUCCACUGUACUCUUGAUCAAUUUACCUUGAUGCACUACCGGUGAAGAACGGGGAUUCGAAUUCCCUUACAAACGCCUCCAGCUUGUAGAGGCGGUCGUGGAGGACCCAGAGGAGGAGACGAAGGGGAAGGAGGCGGUGGUGGAGGAGGCAAAGGCCUUGGACGACCAUUGUUGGCGAGGGGCACCACUCCGGGAGAGGCGGCGCUGGGCGUCUUGGGGGUGCGCGCCGGGAGCCUGCAGCGGGACCAGCGUGGGAACGCGGCUGGCAGGCUGUGGACCUCGUCCUCACCACCAUGGUCGGGCUCCUCUUGUUUUUUUUCCCAGCGAUCUUUUUGGAGGUGUCCCUUCUCCCCAGAAGCCCCGGCAGGAAAGUGUUGCUGGCAGGAGCGUCGUCUCAGCGCUCGGUGGCCAGAAUGGACGGAGAUGUCAUCAUUGGAGCCCUCUUCUCAGUCCAUCACCAGCCUCCGGCCGAGAAAGUGCCCGAGAGGAAGUGUGGGGAGAUCAGGGAGCAGUAUGGCAUCCAGAGGGUGGAGGCCAUGUUCCACACGUUGGAUAAGAUCAACGCGGACCCGGUCCUCCUGCCCAACAUCACCCUGGGCAGUGAGAUCCGGGACUCCUGCUGGCACUCUUCCGUGGCUCUGGAACAGAGCAUUGAGUUCAUUAGGGACUCUCUGAUUUCCAUUCGAGAUGAGAAGGAUGGGAUCAACCGGUGCCUGCCUGACGGCCAGUCCCUCCCCCCAGGCAGAACUAAGAAGCCCAUUGCGGGAGUGAUCGGUCCCGGCUCCAGCUCUGUAGCCAUUCAAGUGCAGAACCUGCUCCAGCUCUUCGACAUCCCCCAGAUCGCUUAUUCAGCUACAAGCAUCGACCUGAGUGACAAAACUUUGUACAAAUACUUCCUGAGGGUUGUCCCUUCUGACACUUUGCAGGCAAGGGCCAUGCUUGACAUAGUCAAACGUUACAAUUGGACCUAUGUCUCUGCAGUCCACACGGAAGGGAAUUAUGGGGAGAGCGGAAUGGACGCUUUCAAAGAGCUGGCUGCCCAGGAAGGCCUCUGCAUCGCCCAUUCUGACAAAAUCUACAGCAACGCUGGGGAGAAGAGCUUUGACCGACUCUUGCGCAAACUCCGAGAGAGGCUUCCCAAGGCUAGAGUGGUGGUCUGCUUCUGUGAAGGCAUGACAGUGCGAGGACUCCUGAGCGCCAUGCGGCGCCUUGGCGUCGUGGGCGAGUUCUCACUCAUUGGAAGUGAUGGAUGGGCAGACAGAGAUGAAGUCAUUGAAGGUUAUGAGGUGGAAGCCAACGGGGGAAUCACGAUAAAGCUGCAGUCUCCAGAGGUCAGGUCAUUUGAUGAUUAUUUCCUGAAACUGAGGCUGGACACUAACACGAGGAAUCCCUGGUUCCCUGAGUUCUGGCAACAUCGGUUCCAGUGCCGCCUUCCAGGACACCUUCUGGAAAAUCCCAACUUUAAACGAAUCUGCACAGGCAAUGAAAGCUUAGAAGAAAACUAUGUCCAGGACAGUAAGAUGGGGUUUGUCAUCAAUGCCAUCUAUGCCAUGGCACAUGGGCUGCAGAACAUGCACCAUGCCCUCUGCCCUGGCCACGUGGGCCUCUGCGAUGCCAUGAAGCCCAUCGACGGCAGCAAGCUGCUGGACUUCCUCAUCAAGUCCUCAUUCAUUGGAGUAUCUGGAGAGGAGGUGUGGUUUGAUGAGAAAGGAGACGCUCCUGGAAGGUAUGAUAUCAUGAAUCUGCAGUACACUGAAGCUAAUCGCUAUGACUAUGUGCACGUUGGAACCUGGCAUGAAGGAGUGCUGAACAUUGAUGAUUACAAAAUCCAGAUGAACAAGAGUGGAGUGGUGCGGUCUGUGUGCAGUGAGCCUUGCUUAAAGGGCCAGAUUAAGGUUAUACGGAAAGGAGAAGUGAGCUGCUGCUGGAUUUGCACGGCCUGCAAAGAGAAUGAAUAUGUGCAAGAUGAGUUCACCUGCAAAGCUUGUGACUUGGGAUGGUGGCCCAAUGCAGAUCUAACAGGCUGUGAGCCCAUUCCUGUGCGCUAUCUUGAGUGGAGCAACAUCGAAUCCAUUAUAGCCAUCGCCUUUUCAUGCCUGGGAAUCCUUGUUACCUUGUUUGUCACCCUAAUCUUUGUACUGUACCGGGACACACCAGUGGUCAAAUCCUCCAGUCGGGAGCUCUGCUACAUCAUCCUAGCUGGCAUCUUCCUUGGUUAUGUGUGCCCAUUCACUCUCAUUGCCAAACCUACUACCACCUCCUGCUACCUCCAGCGCCUCUUGGUUGGCCUCUCCUCUGCGAUGUGCUACUCUGCUUUAGUGACUAAAACCAAUCGCAUUGCACGCAUCCUGGCUGGCAGCAAGAAGAAGAUCUGCACCCGGAAGCCCAGGUUCAUGAGUGCCUGGGCUCAAGUGAUCAUUGCCUCAAUUCUGAUUAGUGUGCAACUAACCCUGGUGGUAACCCUGAUCAUCAUGGAACCCCCUAUGCCCAUUCUGUCCUACCCAAGUAUCAAGGAAGUCUAUCUUAUCUGCAAUACCAGCAACCUGGGUGUGGUGGCCCCUUUGGGCUACAAUGGACUCCUCAUCAUGAGCUGUACCUACUAUGCCUUCAAGACCCGCAACGUGCCCGCCAACUUCAACGAGGCCAAAUAUAUCGCCUUCACCAUGUACACCACCUGUAUCAUCUGGCUAGCUUUUGUGCCCAUUUACUUUGGGAGCAACUACAAGAUCAUCACAACUUGCUUUGCAGUGAGUCUCAGUGUAACAGUGGCUCUGGGGUGCAUGUUCACUCCCAAGAUGUACAUCAUUAUUGCCAAGCCUGAGAGGAAUGUCCGCAGUGCCUUCACCACCUCUGAUGUUGUCCGCAUGCAUGUUGGCGAUGGCAAGCUGCCCUGCCGCUCCAACACUUUCCUCAACAUCUUCCGAAGAAAGAAGGCAGGGGCAGGGAAUGCCAAGAAGAGGCAGCCAGAAUUCUCGCCCACCAGCCAAUGUCCGUCGGCACAUGUGCAGCUUUGAAAACCCCCACACUGCAGUGAAUGUUUCUAAUGGCAAGUCUGUGUCAUGGUCUGAACCAGGUGGAGGACAGGUGCCCAAGGGACAGCAUAUGUGGCACCGCCUCUCUGUGCACGUGAAGACCAAUGAGACGGCCUGCAACCAAACAGCCGUCAUCAAGCCCCUCACUAAAAGUUACCAAGGCUCUGGCAAGAGCCUGACCUUUUCAGAUACCAGCACCAAGACCCUUUACAACGUAGAGGAGGAGGAGGAUGCCCAGCCGAUUCGCUUUAGCCCGCCUGGUAGCCCUUCCAUGGUGGUGCACAGGCGCGUGCCAAGCGCGGCGACCACUCCGCCUCUGCCGCCCCACCUGACCGCAGAGGAGACCCCCCUCUUCCUGGCCGAACCAGCCCUCCCCAAGGGCUUGCCCCCUCCUCUCCAGCAGCAGCAGCAACCCCCUCCACAGCAGAAAUCGCUGAUGGACCAGCUCCAGGGAGUGGUCAGCAACUUCAGUACCGCGAUCCCGGAUUUUCACGCGGUGCUGGCAGGCCCCGGGGGUCCCGGGAACGGGCUGCGGUCCCUGUACCCGCCCCCGCCACCUCCGCAGCACCUGCAGAUGCUGCCGCUGCAGCUGAGCACCUUCGGGGAGGAGCCGGUCUCCCCGCCCGCGGACGACGACGACGACAGCGAGAGGUUUAAGCUCCUCCAGGAGUACGUGUAUGAGCACGAGCGGGAAGGGAACACGGAAGAAGACGAACUGGAAGAGGAGGAGGAGGACCUGCAGGCGGCCAGCAAACUGACCCCGGAUGAUUCGCCUGCGCUGACGCCUCCGUCGCCUUUCCGCGACUCGGUGGCCUCGGGCAGCUCGGUGCCCAGCUCCCCCGUGUCCGAGUCGGUGCUCUGCACCCCUCCCAACGUAUCCUACGCCUCUGUCAUUCUGCGGGACUACAAGCAAAGCUCUUCCACCCUGUAAGGGGGAAGGGUCCACAUAGAAAAGCAAGACAAGCCAGAGAUCUCCCACACCUCCAGAGAUGUUCAAACAGCUGGGAGGAAAAGCCUGGAAGUGGGGGGCCUCGUCGGGAGGACAGGAGACCGCUGCUGCUGCUGCCGCUACUGCUGCUGCUGCCUUAAGUAGGAAGAGAGGGAAGGACACCAAGCAAAAAAUGUUCCAGGCCAGGAUUCGGAUUUUUGAAUUACUCGAAGCCUUCUCUGGGAAGAAAGGGAAUUCUGACAAAGCACAAUUCCAUAUGGUAUGUAACUUUUAUCACAAAUCAAAUAGUGACAUCACAAACAUAAUGUCCUCUUUUGCACAAUUGUGCAUAGAAAUAUAUAUGCCCACACACACUGGGCCAUGCUUGCCAAGGAACAGCCCACGUGGACAUGCCAGUCGGAUCAUAAGUUCACCUGAUGGCAUUCGGAGUGAGCUGGUGGAGCCAGACAGAGCAGGUGCGGGGAAGGGAAGGGCCCAGGCCAGACCCAUCCCAAACGGAUGAUGGGAUGAUGGGACAGCAGCUCCUUGCUCAGAAGCCCUUCUCCCCGCUGGGCUGACAGACUCCUCAUCUUCAGGAGACUCAGGAAUGGAGCGGCACAGGGGUCUCUCUUCAUCCACCGCAACCCAUCCAGUGCCAGCUUUGAGAUUGCACUUGAAGAAAGGUGCAUGGACCCCCUGCUGCUCUGCGGAUUCCCUUUAUUUAGGAAAACAGGAAUAAGAGCAAAAUUAUCACCAAAAAGUGCUUCAUCAGGCGUGCUACAGGAGGAAGGAGCUAGAAAUAGAACAAUCCAUCAGCAUGAGACUUUGAAAAAAAAACCACAUGAUCAGCUUCUCAUGUUCCAUAUUCACUUAUUGGCGAUUUGGGGAAAAGGCCGGAACAAGAGAUUGUUACGAGAGUGGCAGAAACCCUUUUGUAGAUUGACUUGUGUUUGUGCCAAGCAGGCUUUCCAUUGACCUUCAGUUAAAGAACAAACCAUGUGACAAAAUUGUUACCUUCCACUUACUGUAGCAAAUAAUACCUACAAGUUGAACUUCUAAGAUGCGUAUAUGUACAAUUUGGUGCCAUUAUUUCUCCUACGUAUUAGAGAAACAAAUCCAUCUUUGAAUCUAAUGGUGUACUCAUAGCAACUAUUACUGGUUUAAAUGACAAAUAAUUCUAUCCUAUUGUCACUGAAGUCCUUGUAACUAGCGAGUGAAUGUGUUCCUGUGUCCUUGUAUAUGUGCGAUCGUAAAAUUUGUGCAAUGUAAUGUCAAAUUGACCUGUCAAUGUCAACCUAGUAGUCAAUUUAACUGCAAUUAGAAAUUGUCUUUUGAAUAUACUAUAUAUAUUUUUUAUGUUCCAAUAAUGUUUUAUACAUCAUUGUCAUCAAUAUCUACAGAAGCUCUUUGAAGGUUUGAAUACUAUGGCUCAAUGUUUUCAUAUGCAGCUUGGAUGGACAUUUUUCUUCUAAGAUGGAACUUAUUUUUCAGAUAUUUUCUGAUGUGGAGAUAUGUUAUUAAUGAAGUGGUUUGAAAAUUUGUUAUAUUAAAAGUGCACAAAAACUGAGAGUGAAAAUAAAAGGUACAUUUUAUAAGCUUGCACACAUUAUUAACACAUAAGAUUGAAUAAAGCAUUUAGAUUAUUCCAGGUUAUAUCAUUUUUUUAAAGAUUUUUCACAGCUACUUGAGUGUCUAACAUACAGUAACAUCUAACUCAGCUAAUAAUUUGUAAAAUCUUUAUCAAUCACAUUUUGCCUUCUUUUAAUUUUUAUGUUCAUGGACUUUUAUUCCUGUGUCUUGGCUGUCAUAACUUUUUAUUUCUGCUAUUUGCUGUUGUGUAAUAUCCAUGGACAUGUAAUCCACUUACUCCAUCUUUACAAUCCCUUUUUACCACCAAUAAAAGGAUUUUUCUUGCUGUUUUGAUUUCUCCUAUUAUUUGUGGAAUGAAUUCUACCCCCCUUAAAUAUCUUUGUUUAUGCCUUAUGUUCAGUCAUAUUUUAAUAUGCUUCCUUCAUAUUGAAGCUGCUGAUUUCUCAGCCAAAAAUCAUCUUAGAAUCUUUAAAUAUCCAUUGCAUCAUUUGUUCAGAAUUUAACAUCCAUUCCAAUGUUGGAGGCUUGUAUUACUUAUAUUUCAUCAUAUUCUAUUGCCAAGUUUAGUCAGUUCCACACCAAGAAUGAACUGCAUUUCCUUUAAAAAUUAUUUUAAAACACCUUUAUUGAAAAGAUCUCAUGACUGAGAUGUGGACUUUGGUUCCAUGUUUUCAUUGUAAGAAAGCAGAGAGCGGAAAAUCAAUGGCUCCAGUGAUUAAUAGAUGGGUUUUUAGUAAUUGACAAAUUCAUGAGGGAAAGCAUAUGAUAUCUUUAUUAGUGAAUCAUGUUUAUUUUUUACUCUUAAUGCCACUAAUAUACAUCCCUAAUAUCACAGGGCUUGUGCAUUCAGAUUUUUAAAAAAUUAGGAUAGAUAAGGAAACAACUUAUAUUCAAGUGUAAGAUGAUAUCAGGUUGAUCUAAGACUUUUGGUGAACACGUUCAUUCAACUGUGAUCACUUUAUUACUCUGAAUGCCUACUAUUAUCCUGAUUAUGGGGUCUCCUGAAUAAAUAGAGUAUUAGUCCUUAUGUCAUCAUUGUUCAAAAUUGGAGAUGUACACAUACAUAUCCUAUACCAAGAGGGCCGAAACUCUUCACCUUGAUGUAUGUUCUGAUACAAGUUGUUCAGCUUCUUGUAAAUGUGUUUUCCUUUGGCUUGUUACUGCCUUUUGUCAAAUAAUCUUGACGAUGCUGUAUAAUAAAUAUUUUCUAUUUAUUAAA
Molecule: messenger RNA, 6939 nt
Organism: Pan troglodytes (chimpanzee)
Lineage: Eukaryota; Metazoa; Chordata; Mammalia; Primates; Hominidae
Gene: GRM1
Product: glutamate metabotropic receptor 1
Exons: 10
Coding region: 464-3184 (906 amino acids)
Biological process (GO): G protein-coupled receptor signaling pathway
Cellular component (GO): membrane
Molecular function (GO): G protein-coupled receptor activity
Source: RefSeq, a predicted model, not a curated record